Molecule: messenger RNA, 8833 nt
Organism: Monodelphis domestica (gray short-tailed opossum)
Lineage: Eukaryota; Metazoa; Chordata; Mammalia; Didelphimorphia; Didelphidae
Gene: AMER3
Product: APC membrane recruitment protein 3
Biological process (GO): regulation of canonical Wnt signaling pathway
Cellular component (GO): plasma membrane
Molecular function (GO): phosphatidylinositol-4,5-bisphosphate binding; beta-catenin binding
Source: RefSeq, a predicted model, not a curated record
CCUGAGCUUGAAUCAGGGGCAGAUUUGAAAAAAAUAAUAUGGUGCUCAUCCAGUCUCCUUAGAAGGUUUGUGCAUAUGUCUGACUGGCAGUAGUAUCCUUGAUCCCUCAAGGGAUUCUUGGCAGUCAGACAGAGUUGAGAGAUCACGCAUCGUUCCCACAGCAAGUUUCCUCUCCAAACUGAAGUGUGGGUCUGGGGUUGGAGAUUGACAAACUGAUGGAAGGAGGGGGAGGGGGCAAAAGAGAAGAGGAAGAGAAAAGGUGAUAGGAGAGGAACAGCUGUAGUUGAUACAGCUCUGUUGGAUUCUGAAAUUUGCCACAAGAAUCUGGGAUCAAAGAAGACUCCGAACUUUAGCAGUGCUGCAGAAAGAGAUACAUAAAUAGAGCACUCUUUUUAUUUCCGUGAAUGACCACCAAAUGAGCUGCCUGGAAUUCUGGGGGCUGCGGGGAUGGCGAAUCCCUUUGGCGAGGACCUGGAGGUAGGAGCUGGCCGUUGUGCUGAACUGAAGGGCUCGCUGGGGGAAACGUCGUCGUCUGCGUCCUCUUGCCUGGCGGCCUGCCUCCCAUUGCCCGGGCUACCCCAGAGCUAAGCAGUUAUAAAGAGGAAGCAUGGAGCUCAGAAGGGGAAAGACUUUCAUCAAGUCCAGUUUGCAGAUUUCCCAUGAGAAACCAACAGUGGCAGAGGCUGCCCUCCGGGGUAAGGAAACUGGGCCCUUCAGGCCAAAUCCAACAGGAACUGAUGGAACAUCCUUAGAAGAGGAGAGUCAGAAAGUAGGUCUGGCUUCUCAUAAACAUUACAGAUUCUCCAACAAGGUGACACGUUUGGCACCUGAUGAAGACUUGGGGGCUUCUUGUGGGUCUUCUUACAAACUGGUGCGGAAGAGCAAGACUCAUGAUUGUGUGAUGGGGGCAGAGAAGCCUGUAGGGAGGCUGGUCAACAGUAUUAGCUUUUCUGGUCUGGGAAGUCACCUGGGAGCCCAUAGUAGGAAAGCUCCAGUGGCCAGUCCUAGCCCAUCCAGUUGCAGUGGUCAGCAAAUGAUUGAUUAUCGUCACUUUGUGCCCCAAAUGCCCUUUGUGCCAGCUGUGGCUAAGAGCAUUCCCAGGAAGAGGAUUUCUCUGAAGAGAUCUAAGAAGGGGUUCCGGGACAUAUUCCAUAUUAAGAAGAACAAGUCAGAGAAUCUAGCUAUGCUGUUGGGGAAAGGCAAAAACCUGCCAUCUCCAGAAGGUGAGAGUGAAAUGUCUGGAAGGCUAGGCAAACCUGGGGAGACAUUGGCUGCUGAUAGCUUGGCUCAGGACUUGUCUGACAGUGAGAUACAGUCUGACUCCUCUUAUGACUACUGUGGGGCCUUGUGUGAAGAUGUGGCUUCCCUUAAGAGCUUUGACUCUCUGACUGGCUGUGGGGAGAUUUUUGCUGAUGAGGUAUCAGCUUCACUGGAGCUGGAGGGCAGCCAGGAGAUUCUGACCCGGAGGCCAAGAGCCAGAGAGAACACAUCUGCUAUGGGCUCUUUCCAGGGUGGGAUAGAACAGCUGGCCUCACCAGCUCAGAAUGAGGCCACUGACUUUGCCAAGUUCUGGGACAAUAUCAACUGGUCCGUGAGGCGACACCAAAGUGCGUUGUUUGAUCACAAGCCAGAGGGCUCCAAACCUAGUGAUGCUGGAAAGCCCAAAUAUGAACCAGUCAUGCUGGCUGAUCUUCCAUUAUCUCCUGGUGGUGACCCUGACAGCUCCAAAAAUAGCUCCAUUGACACUGGAACCCCAAAGAGUGAGCAUCAGGAAUCCACCUCCACCAGCGAUGAAGGUUAUUAUGAUUCUUUUUCCCCAGGCCUAGAGGAUGAUGGAAAGGAGGCCCAAAGCCCAGGAGUGCCCAGUGGCCGAUUUCCUCGGGAUAGCUAUAGUGGUGAUGCCCUUUAUGAGCUCUUCUAUGACCCCAGUGAAGCCAAAAUCAGCCCCAUCCUGGAUGACGACCUGUGUGUAUCAGAGAAUCUCUCUGAGCAGGCAGUGGAAAUUCCCCUGUCCAUCUACAGUUUCCAUGUAGGAGCUGAGGAGAACUUGGCUCCUCAGCCAACUCUGGACAUCAUCAGCCAGAGUUUCCUGCACAGCACUUGGAAGGGGAAAGAGUGCCUCUUGAAGUUGUGUGACACAGAGCUCUCCCUCACUAUGGGCAUUAUCAACUGGCUCCGCAGGAACCCUGAACUUGUUUCCCCCUCGGAUCAGGCCCAGACCCUGUCAUCUCCAAUAAAGGAAAGUGGGGACCCUCUUGCCUGCUUGGGCCUCCCAUUAGGCCAAGAAACAGGGGAAACUACGAUUCCUGUGGGGUCCAGGAAUGAGGACUCAAGUGAGAAGGAAAGCAACAAGCCAGAACUCCUGUGUCACUCAGAAGGAGUGACCAACAGGAGUCAUUCUAACCAUGGAAAACAUAGAGAAGCACCUCAAAGAGAAGAUAGUUCUCCUGGGCCCCCAGAUGAGGGAUAUAAAUGUGCCUCAGAUGGGGGAAGAUCCUGGAUGGCUAUGAUGCCUCAUCCAGCAGCUGGUGGAUGGCAGAUGUACAUGCCUGAGAAGGAAAUGGUUUCCCAUGAGAGGGGGACACUAGGGGAGUCCCCUUCGGCCACUGGAGAGUCAUCAAAAGAGCUUCCUCCUCAUCCCUCACAGCUAUCCACAGAAAAAGGAAAAGGUCAGUCUUCAUCAGAGCCUUCCUCUCUGCCAAUAGAGAUGGAAGAAGUCACUCUGACAGAUGCCUUGGAUGAACACAGAGUCCUGAGUCCCUCUCUCUGUCCCAGCACCAAUGAAAAACCAAGUCAACCCUUGAACCUAAGAUGCUUCCGAAGCCAGUCCAGCCCUGGCCUUAAGAGAGGUGAACCUGACAUUGUGCCAGUUUUGGAGAGCUGCAUGGCGCAGGUGGCAUCCUUGAAGAUUAGCUAUGAAAACAAACCUCUAGCUGAGUGGUGCCUCAGGAAGGAAGAGGGCAGUACUCUGUGUAAGAGACAGAAGGUCGGGAGCCACUGUGUCUUGCUACAAAAUGAAUGCAAUCGCAACCCUCCCAACUCUGGAUAUCCCUUUCUUUCUCCAACUGGGAAGCUUCAAGAAGUGGGCCACUGUGUGCCCACAAGCCCCAACCAGGGACCAGGUCCCUGGCAUAGUCAGAAAAGCCAGACGAGUUUCUUGAACCGCACGAGUCAAGUCUCAUCAAAUAAGAUCAACUUUGAAUAUGCCCAACUGAAUGGUCAAGCCCUUUCCUACAUCCAGGACCUUCACCUCCAGCUCAGCCCUGGAGACCCUUCUGUUGCCACACAGGAGGUCCAGCCAAAAUUUAUACCUCUCUUUGCCUCCAGUGACUCAGUUGGGCCAGGAGCCUUCCCUCAGGCUUCUUGCGCGGGUAGCAGCUCUCCACAAAACCUGUGCCCAUGUUCCGAUAUAAAGAUACCUGGUCCUACCUCUGGGAGCCCCCUGGAAUGCCACCACAAUCUUCUGAGCCGUGUUGGGGCCCUCCCCUGUCAUGCCGAGGUGAUGGCUGCCAGCCCGGCCAUGGCUGAGACCAACCUGUGAGAGCCUCUCUAGUGGAAGGAGGAGCAGCAUCAAGGAAUUGGCAUGGAAGUCAUCCUGACUCCUCAGCUGGAGCCCUGCCCAAGACUGUCAUGCCUACCCUAGCGUGGAUCCAACAUCCAAAGCAACAAAUCUUCUUUUCCUAGCCACGAGGAAGCAGAAUAUUCUUUUGUGAAUUCAGAUUCUGUUGCCACCCCUGGAGAAAUGGGCCCAGGGUCAUUAGAUCAGAUCUUCUCAAAAUCUGUGCAUUUGUGAGACUGGAUUAACUCAUGGACCAGAUUUGGAAAUUGACUGGCAUCAGUGGAGGUUUUGCAGUCAGCUGUCCUAUUUGGGAAUCAGCUAUCCUCCAGUUUGGUUAUAUUUCAAACUCACAGUCAUAUAAAAGUGUCAUUUUAUGUUGAAAAUUAUAAGUAUCAGGCAGGUAAGCACUGGUGUUUUUAAUGGACAUGUCAGCCAAUCUUUUGAUUUUUUUGUUGGAUUCUGUAUACUUUCUAUAUUUCCACUGAAAGUCCACCUGUGACUUGUCUGAAACUGAAUGAUAAAAUAGCAUUUUGAUAACAGCACUUUUAUGGUUUGAUUUUAUAAUAGAUACAGUAUUUAUAUGUUGACAUCUCCUGAUCCCUGUCUCCCCCCCUCCCCCAAAUGUGUUGUGGAAAGAAGAUUCAUUAAAACAUAAAAACAAAAACAAAGUAGUUUUUACCAGCAACUUGGGGAGAAAAGCAUCUACCUUGUUUUCAUUUACAGGGCAAAACACAUAACAAAGGAAGAAAAAUCUAAGGACAACUGUUCAGAUUUCUUUAUUGUUUACAGAUUUGCUUGCUUCAAAUAUUGCUUGGAAUAUUCAAGUUGUAGGCAAAGACUUAUAAAUCUGUGACAAUUGGAAUCCUACCUGUUUGGGCCAUAAAAUCACUGAUCAGUGACCACUGUUGUUAAUUGAGGGCAGCUUACCUAAAUCGUAUGUAUAGUGCCUAGGAGGAAAUAGCCUCUGAAAUGCAAGUCUUGCAUAUUCAAACCUAUAACAGUGGCAAGUCAUCAGUUAUUCAUAAAUUUUUGUCAUCAUAGAAUUUUAUCUGGGAUAGUAGCCAAGGCUUGCAACAUUGACAUCCAAUACAAUUUCUGAGUAUCUAUGAUAAAUAUAGGGUGGUGGAGUCAAGAGGAGUAUUGGUCUUAACUAUUGCUGGGGCAUAUCUCCUCCUUCAAUUUCUCUUCUCUCUUCCCCACUCAAGAAAACUCAACACUCUGAAACUGAUCUCAUCCAGGUAGAUAUCUGACUAAAGCAACUGACACUAAGAAGUCAGUCAGUCAGUCAGUCAACAAGCAUUUAUUAAGCAUUUAAUAUUAUGAUAAAUUCAGGGACUUUAAAGAAAGAUAGAAACAAUGAAUGAAUAUGUUUAGCACUUGUCAAAGUCUGAAUGCUUCCAAAAUGUAAGCUCUAGCUUAUGAGCCUAAAUGAAUUUCCUGUGUGUGUGUGUGUGUGUAUGCAUGAGAUUUCUUUUUAGUCCAGCAUAGACAAAGGGGAGAAGGAUCUUAUGUUCCUUGCUCAACUUCCCUAUCCUUCAAACAAGGCUAUUUUAAAAUGAGAGAGUUGGACAAGAGAAUAUCUAAGGUUACUUUCAGCUAUAUGCCCAUUAUCCUAUCAUACUUUGUAAGAAAUUCUAGGAAGGACAAAAUUUCAAAACAAAUAAAAUACUUGGGAGUGAGGUGGAGUGGAGAGUAUGAAUUGGUGAGAAAAAUAUUAUAGUUGUAUAAUAGAUAAAAUCCAGGAAUUGAGAAGAGGAUCUGUACUCUGAGUGACUUUUGGUCUCUGGGUGCUCCUCUAGGUCUAGGAUGUUUGUCAGAAAUUCAAUUUUGUAGAACAUUGAUCAGAGUGAUCUUUUCUCCCAGUCCUAUGUGAAGGAAUUUUCCAUUACCCUGCUGAUGAUUAGGGCUCAACGUAAAGAGACUUCAGAGGGUCAGUUUGACCAACACUCGAAAUAAAAAUGGUUCUGGAGUGGCCUGAGCUGGGUGAAUGAUGUCAUGGCCUCACAACAUACCUUGAAUAGCCCUUCAUUUUCUAUACUUUAGUCCUUGAAGAUGGUUCCUAAGCUCACGGGCAGUUUUAAAAGUGUGUAAUUUGUAUACAAGAACUUGAGACCACUCUAUUCAGCAGAGCCUGUUAUAAGAUUCUUUUAUUUACCAUAGCAAAUCCAACAAACUUUGGCCCUCCUGGUAUUAUUAAUGGGUAGGUAGGGUAUGGUUAAACUAGAAAAAGUUGAAAUAACAACAAAAGAUAAAUGUAUUUCUUUCAUGAGCUUUGUGUCUUCCAAGGAAUAUGAUCUGAUUUUUCCCUUAGAUAAUAAUGAAAUGAUCAUAAUUAAGGAAACUGGGGCUAUAUUCUAACUGCUCAUCAAAAUAUGACCCCUUUUAUGUCUUGAUUUCACUGACUUGGAAGAUUCUGCCUAUAGUACUCCAAAUUCAGACUGGGAUGCAUUGAAUAUAGGCUUCUCUUGAAGAAAAAUACUGCUUUCUUCAAAAAAUGCCUUGAAAAAGUCUUGCUCUGGAGAGACUAGGGGCCAUUGGAACUGCUCAGGCCAGGGGAGCUCUUCUGUUAGCCUCCUUAUUCUGUCAGUUCUUUGGACACUCUUCAAGUCCCAGUGCAUUAAUGUUACUUAAGAAACAUGCAUAGGAGGAAUGUAAAUGAGAAGUGUGUACAUACAGUUUCUUUGUGUCCCUUGAAGAAUUCAGUGGUUAUAUCAUUCUGUAUUAUGUCCCAACAGUGCACACCUAUUUGCAUGUAUAGAAGUAAAGACAUAGUAAGUACAGCUCAUUAAAUGAUCCUUUUUAUGAGUUACACACUGCCAGAACCUUUAGUUGUCUCCUACUUGAUCCCUGCAGGAACUGCAUGUCUACUGAUUCUGUAUCCAAUCUCGUAUUCACCCCCAGACAUGAUGGACAGAAAUGCAUGUUUCAGGAAUGCUGGGUAGUGUGAUGUGAUGCCAUUUAUAAUAGAAUUUCAUUAACAAGACAUCAGUAUCAAGUACCCUUGGGAAAUGGACAUGUUUUGCUUUUGCUCGCAAGUGGUUUUCAAAGCUGUGCGAUUAAAAAUAAGUGAUUUGUAGCUGCCAAGGUUCUUGGGCAAACGGAGAAUCAAGCACUCUCUUACUCAUUGAAAAGGCAGGGCAGUGUAGUGGACAGAGAAUGCUACAUCUGGUGUCAGAGGGCCCAGACUUCUGUUUUACACCUCCUAGUUUUGUGACUGUGGGGAAGAUGUUUGAUCUCUGACCUUAAUUUAUUCCUCUGUAAAAUAUGGAUAAUAAUAAUUUCCAUUUUGUAUAUCUCAGAAGUAUUGUGAAUAUCACACUACAUAAAAGUGAGUUAUUAUUUUCUCCCUUGGUUCUUUUCAUCAGAUUGUGAGGUGGUGUUUUCAAUGACAGUGAUAUUGGGGAGUGGACUAAUACCUAAUUUGAGGAUUAGCUGUGUUAUAGCAGGGCUUUUUCUGAACAUUUUUGGUAUAUUUCAAGAGUAAGGGGUUUUGUAGGAGGAAAAAAGGGGAUGAAAGGGAAGGAAGGCUAGGUGAAUUGGAAUCUGAUUUAGUGUGGUACAUACCUUCUCAUCUCCACCCAAUAAAACUCAAUUUCUCUUAGAGGUGGGUGUAGGAUUAAAUUAAUCAGCGCUAAAUGGAGAAGAAAUAAUCUCUAGACUUAACCUUCACUGCCAUAGUGCCCCCAAAACAUGAACUUGAAAUUGUACUCUCAAAUGAAUAGCCACAUGGUAGAAUAUAUUUGGCAAGACAGUGAGGGUGGUGGUUGUGAGGAUUCUGAUGUUCCUUGUUUAGCCUCCCUGUAUCAUAAAUGAGCCCAGGAAGAAAGCCAAUACAUUGAAUUAGCAUUGUUUUACACAUACGACUCUUGUACUCUUUGCAGCCACCAUUUCGGCAAGAGAUUUCAGGAAGAGAAGAGACUCAGUAAAAAUGAAAUCUUCCAUUGCUGGGAAAUAUUUUUUUGUGGGUGUAGUUAGUCUAUUUCAGGGGUUUGUUGUCCCUAUCUAAUACAUUUAUCAUAUAUGAUAUUUAUCUACCUGUGUAUGUAUUUAAUUACUCUAUUGGACUAUAAAGUCCAUGAAGAAUUGUUGAAUUGAGUUGAUUUCUUCUCUAUUAUAUCCAAAGCUGGGUAAUAAAGACUCAAGUCAUUCAUAAGGAUUUCCUCUGCAUUAUACUCUUAGUUGCUCAGGACUUAAAAAUGAAAAUGAAAAUUUAAUAAUGAUGAUGACUACAAAGAUGGUAAUAUCCCCCCUUUUAAUUGGCCCAUUGGGGUUUAUAAAACCCUUUCCCUCAUCCUGUGAGGCAGGAUGUGAUUCUGUGGUAUUUAGAAAAUCCCAAAUUAUUCUUUCUUCAGAUGCAGUUAAUUUAUUCCUUCAUUUAAUAUUUAUUGAACUAAAGAUGCCCAGGACUCUAUUCUUGGUACAAGAGGAGAUACAAAGAUAUAUAAAGACCCUUUCUACUCCCCCCAGGGAAUUGAUAGCCUAGUGGUUAUUUUUUUCAUGUGGGGCUUUUGACUCAAGAAGGAUGGGGCAAUGUGGGAGAGUAGAAAGAACAUGUGACUUAGAGUAAGAAGAUUUUGAUCAAUCCUAGCUCAGUCACUUAUUAGCUAAGAGAUCUUGAAUAAGUUAUUGCACGGAAUCACCAAAGUGGAAAGUAUCUCAUUUUAUAAACAUAAGUUAUUAUUAACCCCUUGUGUUUUAAUUGAUGAAUGAUAUGGAAGGCUUUAAAAAAUGAUCUGAUGUUGGUGAUAGGGAUUAUAUCUGCUAUGUAGAUUAACUAUGCUGUCAUUGUUUUUUUUUCUGAGUAGGUGGUACAUUAAAAGGGCAAGGUGCUUUGUAGGAGAAUCAAGUGUCACAAGAGUGACUAUGAUUUAGUUCAAUCUAUAACAGAGAAAGAUCUAUGGCCAUAGAUCCUUUGUUUAAAAGUAUUCAGUGAGGGAUAACUCAAAACUUUCCAAGGCCUUCCACAUUUGGACAGCUCUAACUAAUAGGGUUCCCCCCCUUCACCUCUCUGGGCCUCAGUUCCUCAUUUGUAAAAUAAAGAUGAUUGGUCUAGAUAAGUCCUCCCCAACCCUAAUAAUGUAUGAUUCUGUAAUGACGGACAUUAUUCAUUGUAUUUAUGUUGUAAUUUAAAGCAAUAUUGUAUCCAUUGAAAGUCCUAAAAAAAUUACAUUGUAGAGACACUCUAUAAAGCAUUUGAAUCAACCAGCAAUAAAGAAAAACAGUUUCACUAAAUAUUGUUUUUGAAGGAAAAAAAUAAAUGCAGCCUUAUGUUGA